GGUGUAGCACGAUACGACGAUAUUCGUAGGAAAUGCUGUUCCACCGACAAGUCGGUAAAGUCGCGACCACAUCCUCACGCAUCUCCCAUUUCGCCGUGCCGUCUGUAGCAAAAGCAUACCUCCGACUGAGACGAAACAUGGCUAGCAGUGCCACUCCAGCUGUCGAUACAGCUGUCGCGACGUCGAACAAUGCACCAGCUCCAUCCUUGGCGGCUGAAGACAACAGCUUUGUCACCCCUGUUACUGUCACGACUUGCGACGAAUCACAAUACAAGCAGCAGCUUUGCGUAAAAUUGGAAAAGCUGCGUGAGCUCUUCAAGGAGUUCGACCCUCCGGAGGUGGAGGUGUUCGAGUCUCCUCCCAGCCACUACCGCAUGCGCGCCGAGUUCACAGUGGAGCAGCGCGAGGGCCGCCUGCACUUCGUCAUGUUCGACAACUCCCCCGCACCACCACCACCGCCACCCCAACCUGACAC
Molecule: messenger RNA, 475 nt
Organism: Astrephomene gubernaculifera
Lineage: Eukaryota; Viridiplantae; Chlorophyta; Chlorophyceae; Chlamydomonadales; Astrephomenaceae
Source: the annotation of a GenBank genome assembly